UCUUUCUUUCUUUUUUUCUCCUUCUCCUUUCUUUUACAAACAGCUAUGAGACUUUCCUUAACUUCUUCAGCUAUUGUUGUUUUUUUGCUAUUACAGCUAGUAUCAUCUCAAAAAGCAAGCGGUGAUGCUUCUAUUGGCGCUGCGCAAGUUACUCAACAGCAGCAGCCCCAGCCAACGUCCGAUACUCCUCCUCAGAGUACGCCUCAGGCUACGACGACGAAGGAUAAUCCAACGACGACUAAUCCUCCUACGUCAGCAAAUACGCCCGAUAAUACCACACCUAAUACGACAAACAAUCCUCCUACAACAACAGCGAAUCCCACAACAACACAAGAUCCUUCUCCGACAGCUACUACAACGACAGCCGAUCAAGCAUCCACGACGACGACAAGAAGAACUAGAGGAUCUACAACAAAUAACCAAUCAACAACCGGGAACACGGAUGAUCCUACACCCACUAGCUCCAAUUCACCCACUUCCUCUACUAGUGCUACAUCUUCUCCAGGUACAGGUGAGCCGUCGAAUUCAUCAAACAAAACGGCAACUAUUGCUGGUUCAGUAGUGGGCGGUCUAGUUGGCAUUGCUGUUAUUGCUGGUGCCUUAACAUGGUUGAACCGUCACGGUGGUUGUGCCAGUCGUACUCGCCGUCGAGGAGCCAAUUCUCAUGAUGAUUUCGGAAACAACACUGAUGACAUGAAAAUGUCGGAAAAUCCUGCUGGAAACAGCGCACCCGAGCAUGGUGCACCAGCAUCACCUUUCCAACACGCACGUCGAUUUGUUCCUCCCAAUACAGGUUAUAUGAAUCUGACAGACGAAGAGUAUGGAUAUCAGCAAAACAACUAUCCUCAGGAAUAUCAUCAAGAACAUUAUUCUCCUAACGAACCUAUCUAUGAGUAUAAUGCAAACAGUAGUGCAUAUCAACAGUCUCAUCAAUAUCAGGACUAUGGAUACCAACAACCACAGCAACCACAACCACAGCAUUACUACCAACCAACUUCCAAUAUAACAUCUCCUACGCUAACCAAUGCAAACGCACCUUUAAAACCUGAUCAGAUUGAGCAAAAGCCAAACGCUCUCUAAUUCACUCAUACUAUGUACACAUUACAUGUAGACUUUAUUUCCAUUUUUUUAAUAGUAUUACUACUACUACUACCACUACUACUA
Molecule: messenger RNA, 1164 nt
Organism: Rhizopus microsporus ATCC 52813
Lineage: Eukaryota; Fungi; Mucoromycota; Mucoromycetes; Mucorales; Rhizopodaceae
Exons: 2
Coding region: 46-1080 (344 amino acids)
Source: RefSeq, a predicted model, not a curated record